AUGGCCGUUACUCAAACUCAAGCUAUUGCCCAAGUUGUGGAGCAAGUUGGAGGCUCUGUCUUUGUGACACAACCAGCAAAGGCAAUCCCUUCGCCCUUUGUGUCGCUUUUACCCAAGUCCCAAUCGUUGGUUGAUUCUCAUGAACCAUUACUGUUGGUGGCCAACUACAUCGAAGAGCAAGAAGAACAAGAAGAACAAGAAACCAAAGAAGUGGUGACCAUCACAACAAAUGCCAAAACUUUGUACGACAACUUGCCCUUGUUGUCCCGUCCAGCUUACACAUCUUCGCCAGUGGUUGUUCACGUUGAAUUAUCGUCUUUCGACUACGAGAUUGUCACAGCCUUAACCAACUCGCCAUAUGUUGUAUUGGUUUCCCAGACUCCAAAAGAUGCAGCUCGGUACUCACAGGCUGCCUAUGCAAUUGCCGUGUCUCAGAAACAGACCGCUUUCCACUUUUAUGCACCCUCUAAUGUUCAGGAAUCCAUCAAGUUGAAUAACGUAUCUUCUUUGGACUUUUCAUCCAUCGCUGAAGUUUUGGAAGCCUACAAGAUCUCCCCUUUUUCUAUUCUAAAUAAGGUUUCCAAGGCCAAAGACGCAGUGGUCUAUUUAGGCCAGGUUUCUUCUGAGCUCACUUCUGCUGCAUCUUCUGCAAAGGCCGCGUUGAUCUCAGUUAACGUUUAUCAGCCUUUCGACGUGGAGUAUUUAUUGUCGAUAAUCCCAUCAAGCAUCGAAACAUUAACUUUUGUUGAACAGUCUUCAAAGGUUGCCGCAUUUUCGCCUAUGCUUUUGGAAUUUUUCAAACGCUACUCUAGCCUUCAUCACUUGAAGAGCUUUUCUAAAGUGGUUGGUGCAAGAUUUGGAUAUGUUUCCCCUGAAAAGUACAAUGUCGCUGUCUCUAAUCUUUUGGCUAAUACCAGGUCCGAUGCUCCAAUCCAAAACUUGUCCUUUGGCAAGUUGACCGAAUUGUCAACUAAGGCUAACCAACAAAAACAAUUGGAGAAAGAUGCUGGAAUUCAAAACGUAUACAAGUUGGAGCAAGCCUACCUCAAAGUAUUGGCUCAAGUGAAUGCUGACUCCAAGGUUUUGAACGAUUUAUCUUCUGAAAAUGUGGGCGCAACCAACCCAGAAUUUGGCUUUGGUUCUUUCUUGCGUUUCAAAGAAAAGCAAAACGAAUUGGUGGACGUGGUCUCUUCAGCCGUGCAAGCAGGUGCUUUCAGUACAGUUUACAAUGAAAGCUUGAUUGAAAACUUGUCGCAAUGGUUGGUUCAGACUAAGCAAGGGAAACCUUCUAAUAAUGUUCCAGAAAUAUUGAAAUUAUUGACCAGUGACAACUCUGAAGCUGCAAAAGAUAUCCUUUCUCUUAAGGAAUACCUUGCUGUGUCUUCUAACUGGUUGGUGGGAUCCGAUGCAUGGGCUUACGAUUUGGGAUCAUCUGGUGUCCACCACGUUAUUUCGUCAGGUGAAAACAUCAAUAUGUUGGUGAUCGAGUCCGAGCCAUAUGCGAAGAAGAAAUUGAGUGUCCGUAAGAAAGAUAUUGGUUUGUAUGCCAUGAACUACGGCAAUUGUUAUGUGGCUUCUGUUGCUAUUUAUUCUUCUUACACGCAAGUGUUGCAAGCACUUAUUGAGGCUGAGAAGUUCGAGGGCCCUUCUAUCGUGUUAGCAUACUUGCCAUACGAAUCUGAGAACACCGACAUCUUGAGUAUCUUGAAGGAUACUAAGAGUGCUGUUGAUUCUGGUCACUGGCCUCUUUACAGAUACAAUCCAUCAAUUGAAGAUGACAAGGAAAAAUUCAAGUUGGACUCGUCUUCUUUGAGAAAUCAAUUGAAAGACUUUUUAGACCGUGAGAACAAGUUGACCUUGUUGGCUUCCAAGAAUCCUGAGCUUCUGCGGAACUUGACAGCUACUGCCAAUUCUCACAUCAAGAAGCAACAAGCUAAGGUGGAGAACGACUCCUUCCAGCAAUUGUUGCAAGGAUUGUCUGGUCCACCAUUGACCAUCGGAUUUGCUUCUGAUGGUGGAAAUGCAGAGGCUGUUGCUAAAAAGAUCAACAGACAAGCUUUGGCUAGAGGAUUGAAGUCAGUCGUUUUGUCCAUGGAUGACAUUUCUGUUGAGGAUUUGCCUACUGAAACAAAUGUGAUUUUUGUGACUUCCACUGCCGGACAAGGUGAGUUCCCUAACAAUGGAAAAGCAUUCUGGGAUGAAUUGAAACAAUCACAAGACUUGGACUUGUCCCCUAUUAGAUUCUCUGUUUUCGGUUUGGGUGACUCUAAGUACUGGCCUAGAAAGGAAGACAAGCACUACUACAACAAACCUGCUACCGAUUUGUACGCCAAAUUAAAGCUCUAUGGUGCCGUUGAGUUGGCUGAAUUGGGCUUGGGUGAUGAUCAAGAUCCUGAUGGAUUCAGCACCGGUUAUGAUGCAUGGCUUCCAAAAAUUUGGACUGCGUUGGGUGUUGACAACAUAGAAGGUGUUGAAGAGCCAAAGCCAUUGACUAAUGAGGACAUGAAAAUCCAAUCCGACUACUUGAGAGGAACCAUUGUCGAAGGCUUGCAAGAUCAGUCUACUGGAGCUAUUUGUGCUGUUGAUCAACAGUUGACCAAAUUCCAUGGUAUUUACAUGCAAGAUGACCGUGAUAUUAGAGAAGAAAGAAAGUCACAGGGCAAGGAACCCGCUUACUCCUUUAUGGUCCGUCUUAGAUUGCCAGGUGGUGCUGCCUCGCCAUAUCAGUAUUUGAGGUUGGACGAGCUUGCUGACCAAAGAGGUAACGGAACAUUGAAGAUUACCACAAGAGCGACAUUCCAAUUGCACGGUGUGGUCAAGCACGACUUGAAACCAGCUAUUAGAGGCAUGAAUGCUGUUUUGUUGGACACAUUGGCAGCUUGUGGUGACGUCAACAGAAAUGUGAUGAUUUCGGCACUUCCAGAAAAUGCCAAGGUGCACCUGCAAAUUGCUCAAGUGGGCACUUUGAUUUCUGAGCACUUGUUACCACAGACCACCGCGUACCACGAGAUUUGGUUGGAAGGUUCCGAUGAGGGAGACAAACCAGGAGAUUCCGAGGCUUGGAGCAAGAGAAAAGAUGGACCUGUUAAAAAGAAAACCAUGGUUGCAGGUAACGCUUUAGUUGACUAUGAGCCUAUGUAUGGCCCAACGUACUUGCCAAGAAAGUUCAAGAUCGUCAUCACUGUUCCACCUUACAAUGACGUCGAUGUAUAUGCGCAUGACAUUGGUUUGAUUGCCAUUGUUGAGAAUGACGAAGUUGUUGGAUUUAAUCUUCUUGCUGGCGGUGGUAUGGGCUCCACUCAUAACAACACCAAGACUUACCCAAGAACUGGAUCUAUGAUGGGCUACGUAUCCAAGGAAAAGGUCCAUCUUGCGUGCGAGCAAAUUAUGUUGGUGCAAAGAGACUUUGGAGACAGGACUAACAGAAAGCAUGCUAGAUUGAAGUACACUAUAGAUGAUAUCGGAGUUGACGAAUUCAGAGCUAAAGUCGAAGAAUACUGGGGUGAUAAGUUUGAAGAGCCUAGACCUUUUGAAAUCAAAAGCAAUAUUGACUACUUCGGUUGGGUUAAGGAUGAAGAGGGCUUCAAUCAUUUUACAGCAUUCAUUGAGAACGGUAGAAUCGAAGAUACUCCAGAAUUACCACAAAAGUCCGGUUUAAAGAAGAUUGCCGAGUAUUUGCUUGAAAACGGAAAGCCUGGUGAAUUCAGAUUGACUGGUAACCAGCAUCUUCUUAUCUCAAAGAUUGCAGACGAGGACUUAGACACUGUGAAAUCUUUGCUCGCUCAGUACAAGUUGGACAACACCGAUUUUUCGGGGUUGAGAUUGUCUUCUUCAUCAUGUGUUGCUUUGCCAACAUGUGGAUUGGCAAUGGCCGAGUCCGAACGGUACUUGCCUGAAUUGAUUUCCAAGUUGGAGGCUGCUUUGGAAGAGUACGGUUUGAGACAUGACUCUGUUGUUAUGAGAAUGACCGGUUGUCCUAACGGUUGCGCUCGUCCUUGGUUAGCGGAAGUGGCUUUGGUUGGUAAAGCCAUGGGUGCGUACAACUUGAUGUUGGGUGGAGGCCAUCACGGCCAGAGAUUGAACAAGAUUUACAGAUACUCCAUUAAGGAAGAUGAGAUCAUGGACAUCUUGAAGCCAUUAUUCAAGAAAUGGAGUUUGGAGAGACAUGAAGGUGAGCCAUUCGGCGAUUUCUGUAUUAGAAUUGGUGUGAUCAAGGAAACCACCGAAGGCAAGUACUUCCAUGAAGGUAUUCCUGAGGACGCUUAG
Molecule: messenger RNA, 4266 nt
Organism: Clavispora lusitaniae ATCC 42720
Lineage: Eukaryota; Fungi; Ascomycota; Pichiomycetes; Serinales; Metschnikowiaceae
Gene: ECM17
Product: sulfite reductase (NADPH) subunit beta
Biological process (GO): sulfate assimilation
Cellular component (GO): sulfite reductase complex (NADPH)
Molecular function (GO): FMN binding; sulfite reductase (ferredoxin) activity; iron-sulfur cluster binding
Source: RefSeq, a predicted model, not a curated record